UCGAGGUCGGGUCCAGAUCGAGUCGCCAGCUGUCCGCUGAACGUUACGUUUAGCUUUCGACGAUUGAUGAUGAUGAUGAUGAUGAUGAUGAUGAUGACUCAGUCAGUGGCAGCAGCAAAUCUUAAUUAGUGGAAGAAGCUAGCCUCAGUUAACGUUUGCCCCAUAUAACUCAGAUUAGGACUAUUUCGACUCAGCUCUGGACGUUACUGCGGUCAGAUGCAUUCGGGUUCGGCCGUAAUUGCAGUCAGAUACAUUCAGGUUCGGCCGUAAUUUCAGUCAGAUACAUUCAGGAAAGUCUCUAUAGUGUGAGUGUGUGCCCGCAGUUUGGCACACAGUUAGUGGAAGCAGCUAACGGUGGGUAACGGUGACAAACGGCCAUUGACGGGAACAGCCCGCUUUCGGCGAAGUCAAACUGUUGAUGUCAUCGGAAAGGUCGUCGCUCGGGGGUUGGUCACGAUUCCGUCUUCUUUCGGAUUGUGGGUGUUUUCCCUUAUUCGUCUGAAUUUGGACGUAAUUCCGGCGAUAUUCCUGCAUGGACUACACAAGAAGUAUGUACGGGGUAAUCCGUCAUCAUCAUCUUCAUCAUCAUCAUCAUCGUCAUCAUCAUCAUGAGCUGGUCGUACGUAACAGGGGACACGCUUUUGACGUCUUAAUAGGUCAACGGAAUCUGGACGUCUUUGUGGUCCACUGGAAGUCGCAAUUGCGGCCACAUUCAGUGCAUUUGGUAGGUAAUGUGGAGUGGGAGGGCGCAGCGAAGCAACAAGAGCGAUAUCCUGACGACGGAAGUUUUCGGAUGCGUCAUCUGAAUGUUGCUCGUAAUACCGGCCAGAUACGUCCUCUGGAAUUAACUAAAAUAGUACGAGCAUGCGUCUCUCGAAGUCAAUUGAAUUUGAAGCCACGUUCAGUGCAUUUGGUCCUUGGAGUGGGAGGAGGCACCGAAGUCCAAGCAAGUCGAGGUGAUGGCGGGAAGGAAGGUGUAAUGGAUAUGGCGGGAAAGGAAGAAGCAGGCAUGGCGGGAAAAGAAGGAACAGCAAUUGCGGUCAUGGCGGCCAUGGGGGGGGGAAAAAAAGCCAUGGCGGUGAUGGCGGGAAAGAAAGAAGCGUGCAUGGCGGGAAAAGAAGAAACAGCCAUGGCGGUGAAGGAAGGAGAGGAAGAAGCAGCCCUGCAUAGCGGGAAAAGAAGAAGCCGCGAUGGCGGGAAAAGAAGCAACAGUCAUUGCGGUGAAGGCGGAAGAGGAAGAAGCAGCCAUGGCGGGAAAAGAAGAAGCCGCGAUGGCGGGAAAGGAAGAAGCAGCCAUGGCGGCCUUCGGCGAACAUUGGAGUGGAAGGAAGAAGCAAGGUGUGGUCUUCGACGAAGAAGAAAGAAAUGGAGGCUAUGGUGUAAGGGAAGAAGAGGCUAUGGUGGCACACUUACGAAGCAGUGAUGGAUAUGGAGGCUAUGGUGGAAGGGAAGAGGGUAGGGUGGCACACUGACGAAGCAGUUAUGGAAGCGGAGGAAGAAGAGAAGGAAUGGUGUGUGAGGACAAAGAGAAUAUCUUUCUAUUCUCUUUGUUGAGGACGGAUGGAAACGAAUAGGUGGUGGCUAUGGAAGCACUUGUAUUCGACAAGAGCGGCGAAAGUGGAAGCUCGACAAAGAGAAGAGAGAGAGACGUAGAAGCUCAGGUGUGAAAGGUGGGAGCUAUGGCCGCGGCUACGGUGGCAACGAAGAAGCUAUGCAGUGAAAGAAUCCGUCCGUCCUUUGCUGAAUUUGGCUGCUGAAGAAGCUAUGGAGUGAAAGAAUCCCUCCGUUGCUGAAUUUGGCAGCGGAAGAAGCUCUUGGUGGGGGAUGGCGUAUUUGACUGUGAAGCUUUGCCAAUGGCGGCGACAGAUUUGACUGUGAAGCUUUGGCUAUGGCGUCGACAUAUUGGAGUGUGAAGCUUUGGCUAUGGCGGCUGUUGACGAGGAGAUGUGGUCGUUAUGGGUGGGGUCCACGAAGCUAUGACCAUGGUGGAACGUAUGAAGUCCUGGCUAUGGUUGAUUUUGAAGCUUUGGCUAUGGCGGCUGUUGACGAGGAGAUGAGGUCCUUAGGGGUGGGGUCCACGAAGCUAUGACCAUGGUGGAACGGAUGAAGUCCUGGCUAUGGUGGAUUUUGAAGGAGCUUGGAGGAGCUAAAAGCUAUGGUGACGGAGGGCAAAGAUCCCCGUGCAAGGCAACGACAGAUUUUGACUUCGAAGCUCGCAGCUUCAGGUCCCGACUGCUUAGGAAACCGUCUAUGGGAGGAGGAGGAGGAGGACUCUGAAGAUCGGAGUUUCAAGUCCCCACUGCGUAGAGAACCGGGUACGGGAGAAGGAGAAUGAGGAGGAAGAGGAGAGAGCGAGGAGGAGGAGAGGAGAAGGAGAGAGUGAGGAGGAGGAGGAGAGGAGGAGAGACCGAGGAAGAGGAGGAGAGAAGGAGGAGGAGGAGUGGGCAGAUCGGAGCUUGCAAGUCCCCACUGCGUAGGGAACUUGAAGGAGAGGGAGAAUGGGGAGAGGGAGGAGGAGGAGAGGAGGAGAGGAGGCGAGAACGAGGAGGAAGAGGAGGAGAAGCAGAAUGGAGAAAGAGAGAAGUCAGAAAAAGCUUGGGGGAAUCAGCCGACCGGAGGACUUGAACUGGAAGUGAAAUUCGGGCCUCGCUCCAUUUGCAUCACACUGUUUUUGAAAGUGUACGUGGACCUCUCGUCGUCUCGCUUCGUUUUUAGAACGUAACCGGCAUCCAGUCCAUGUACAGGCCGUUUUUUUUUGUGCGAGGGGCGAAUGUAGUUAGGAACGGAAGAGAAUGGAAAGACGCGUAGAGCAGGUUCGAGUUUUAAAAUUUCGAAAUUUUAGUGUUUUUUUUUUCCGAAUGUUUUUUUUUUUUUUUUUUUUUUUUUUUUUUUUUGGUUAAGAACGUGUGAGGCUAAGUGUCACGCUGCUGCUUCAUGCCAGCCUUUCGUUUUUCGUUGACGGCAGCAGAAUUAUCUGUUCGUCGUUUUCGCGGCGCGGCACGGCACAGGAGGCUUCACCCGAGAGCUCGAAGGGCGUACUCACACUAGCACUUUUCCUAAAUGAAUGUGACCUUAAUUACGGCCGCAUUCGGAUGUAGUUGACCGCAAUCACGGCAAGAGCUCGGUGAUGAAAAGAAAAAAAAGAAGUCCUACUGUGAGUACGCCUAAAGUCUUCUCCUAAUUUUGGAGAGCAAUGAGGAUAAACGAGCCAUUUGUAG
Molecule: messenger RNA, 3218 nt
Organism: Chara braunii
Lineage: Eukaryota; Viridiplantae; Streptophyta; Charophyceae; Charales; Characeae
Source: the annotation of a GenBank genome assembly